ACUCUAGCACCACCAGCGCCGUUUCACAGGCCAUGGAUUCACCGCUGCCGUUGCUGCUCGCGCUGUCGUCGCUGCUCCUGAUCCUAGCCGGCCUGUACAUGACGCGCCUCGGCCUGCUCGGCAAGAGGCGCCCGAGCUACCCACCCGUGGCCGGCACCAUGCUCCACCAGCUGCUCAACUGGGGCCGCCUGCCGGAGUACAUGACGGAGCUCUCCCGCAGGUACCGCACCUUCCGCAUGCUCACCUUGACCUGCAGCUCCAUCCACACCGUCGACCCGGCCAACGUCGAGUACAUCCUCCGGACCAACUUCGCCAACUACGGCAAGGGGACCAUGACCCAUGAGGUGAUGGAGGACCUCCUCGGCGACGGGAUCUUCAACGUCGACGGCACCAAGUGGCGGCACCAACGGAAGGUCGCCAGCUUCGAGUUCAGCACCCGAAUGCUCCGCGACUACAGCAGUGGCGUGUUCCGCGACAUGGCUGUCCAGCUCGCGGGCAUCGUGGCUGCCGCCGCCUCCGCCGGGGAGAGGGUAGACAUGGAGAACCUGUUCAUGCGGUCAACGCUGGACUCGAUUUUCAAGAUUGGGUUCGGUGUCAACCUGGGCGCGCUGUCCCGGUCCAACUCGAACCAGGAGGGCGCGGCGUUCGCAAGGGCGUUCGACGACGCCAGCGAGCAGGUGCUGUACCGGUUCCUGGACCCACUAUGGAAGGCCAAGAGGCUCCUCAACAUCUUGUCGGAGGCGGCCAUGAAGCGGUCGGUGCGCACCAUCGAUGACUUCGUGUACGCCGUCAUCGAGAAGAAGAUCGAUCAGAUGGGCAGAGAAGGGCAAGAAUUCGCCAAGAAAGAGGACAUACUGUCGAGAUUCCUGCUAGAGAGAGAGAAAGACCCGGGUUGCUUCGACAACAAGUACCUGCGGGACAUCAUACUCAACUUCAUGAUCGCCGGUCGCGACACGACGGCGGGGACGCUGUCGUGGUUCCUCUACGUGCUCUGCAGAGACCAGCGCAUCCAGGACAAGAUCGCCAAGGAGGUGCGGGAGGCCACCACCGGCGACCGCCAGGACACGGGCGGCAUGCAGGAGUUCACGGCGUGCCUGACCGAAGACGCCAUCGGCAGCAUGCACUACCUCCACGCCGCGCUCACGGAGACCCUCCGGCUGUACCCGGCGGUGCCCACCGAUGUCAAGUGCUGCUUCUCGGAUGACACGUUGCCGGACGGGCACGCUGUGAGGAGAGGGGACAUGGUGAACUACCUGCCGUACGCGAUGGGCCAGAUGAAGUUCCUAUGGGGCGACGAUGCCGAGGAGUUCAGGCCGGAGAGGUGGCUCGACGACGACGGCGUGUUCGUCCCGGAGAGCCCCUACAAGUUCACCGCUUUCCAGGCGGGGCCUCGGAUCUGUUUAGGAAAGGAGUUCGCGUAUAGGCAGAUGAAGAUAUUUGCAGCCGCUCUUCUCUACCUCUUCAGGUUUGAGAUGUGGGAGCGCGAUUCCACGGUGGGGUACCGUCCAAUGCUCACGCUCAAAAUGGACGGCCCGCUCUAUGUUCGCGCGUCGCCCCGGCGAUCAACCGGGAACUAGCAUGUUUGUGCUGCUAUAAGAAGUCCUGUCUCAAAAGCGUUCACAUGUUCCUCUGUUUUGUUGUGUUGAGCUUUGAUAAUACUAGAUUGAUGUGCCCGUCCAUUUUGGCAGUAUAAUAUUAGUGAUGAUAAAGUCAUAUGCAAGAAUAGUUUUUUUAUCAUGCGAUAUAAUUAUGAUACCCAUGAAUCAUGUCUUUUUACAUGUGUUUUGGCAUCUGAUAUUCAUCCGAUGGUUUUGUA
This is a messenger RNA of Triticum aestivum (bread wheat), 1816 nucleotides long. Its product is annotated as cytochrome P450 704C1-like. The coding region runs from base 33 to 1577 and encodes 514 amino acids. The record is from RefSeq and is a predicted model, not a curated record. Gene Ontology annotation, molecular function: oxidoreductase activity, acting on paired donors, with incorporation or reduction of molecular oxygen; heme binding; iron ion binding. The transcript is spliced from 4 exons. Lineage: Eukaryota; Viridiplantae; Streptophyta; Magnoliopsida; Poales; Poaceae.